GAGCGCAAGCGCAGUGCGUAGCAGAUAUAACUAUGGGGAUCUAUUCAAACCGUUCAAACCCUUCAGUCUUGCUGAAGAACGCGAAGGAACGGACAUAAACAGCGAAGAUGAAGCUUUAUCGGUUCCUGCUUUGCCUUGCGCUUUUGGGAUGUUCGAGUAUGCGAAAACUGGAAGCUGCACGGAUACUUGGAUUAUUCCAGUUGAAUGCCAAAAGUCACUUCAUAAUGUUCGAGGCGCUUCUGAAGGGACUGGCAGCCAGGGGACACGACGUUGUCGUACUCAGCCACUUCCCACAGAAGAAGCCAAUAGUCAACUACACAGACAUCAAUAUUGAGAGCUCACUACCCCAGAUCAUAAACACCUUUACAUUAGACUUUGCAAUAAAUCAGCAUUUGAUUAAUCUGCUUUAUUUCAUUUGGAAUUUGAAUGUGAAAUUCUGCGAAAAAGUGUAUGAGCAUCCGGAAGUUCAGAGAUUAAUCAAAUCAGACGAGAAAUUUGAUUUAGUGAUAACGGAAUCAUUCGGAGUGGAUUGCUUAACUGCAUUUGCACAUAAAUUUCAAGCGCCUCACAUCAGCAUGACAUCAAGUGUGCCAAUGCCUUGGUCUGACGAUGCUUUCGGCAACCCUAGUCACCCGGCUUACAUACCCAUUUUCUUCCUUCCUCACACAGACAGGAUGAAUUUUCAGCAGAGGCUACUGAAUACAUUAUUGAGGAUAGGAAUGAUAUUCAGUAGAUACUAUUUUGCGGAAAUCCCGAUGGAACAAUUGGCACGAAAACAUUUGGGUCCUGAUAUCCCGUCCCUACGUGCUAUUACGAAGAACACGAGCCUCUUGUUUACCAACAGUCACUUCUCUUUGAACAUUCCGAGACCCAUGGUUCCAGGAGUAGUCGAAGUCGGAGGCCUACACAUAGGAGUUCCCAAGAAAUUGCCAAAGGACUUGGAGAACUUUAUCGAGGGAGCAAAACAAGGGGUUAUCUACUUCAGCCUGGGUUCCUUGGUUCGAAGUGAAACAUUCCCUGAAGAAAAAUUGCGGUCUUUUAUGGAUGCAUUUUCAGAGCUGCCACAACGCGUUGUCUGGAAGACGGACGGUAUUGUGGGGCUGCCAAAGAACGUCAUGACGUCCAAGUGGCUGCCACAGUUCGAUAUACUAAGUCACCCCAAUGUCCGCGUCUUCAUUACCCACGGUGGGUGCAUGAGUACUCAGGAAGCAGUUUACAAUGGCGUUCCCAUGAUUGGAAUCCCACUCUACUCCGAUCAGCAUCAAAACAUCGAGAGCUGCGUUUCGAAGAAUAUAACAGUCAAACUGGACUACUAUGCAAUCAACAAGGCCUCUGUGCUGCAGGCAAUAAGGACAGUUUUGGAGAAUCCAAUGUACCAAGAGAAUGCCAAGAGGUUGUCGCAGAUAUUCAGAGAUCGUCCCCAGACUGCGAUGGAGACCGCAGUUUUUUGGACGGAAUACGUCAUCAGACACAAAGGUGCUCCACAUUUGCGCUCUGCGGCUGUAGAUCUGUACUGGUACCAGUAUUUGCUGCUAGAUGUUCAAAUUUUUCUGAUACUAAUCGCUGUAACUUCUUAUUUAAUAUCACGUCUUGCCUUCAGAAAGCUGGUCGCCAUUUUACUUCGCUGUAUAACGAAUAAGGAGAGCAUCAAAGCAUCAAAAUUAUUCAAAUCUGAGUAAUGAACAGAAAUACUCGGGACCUUUGUAUCUGUUUUAUAUAAAGUCACUACUCUUAUUAAAUUUUUUGUGGUCAGUGCAAGAAAUAGCCUCUCCAUUGUAUCCCCAAAUCUUCUCCGCGAUAAUCUAAGUCACGUGAUAACUGUUCUGAAUACCGACCGCUUCAGAUUGCUAUGCUCUAUUGGCAGCUGGUGAUAUGCAACACUGAAUGAGGGAGAACUCGAUGAA
Cryptotermes secundus is the source of this 1904-nucleotide messenger RNA. RefSeq names its product UDP-glucuronosyltransferase. Lineage: Eukaryota; Metazoa; Arthropoda; Insecta; Blattodea; Kalotermitidae. The transcript has 5 exons. The coding region runs from base 108 to 1679 and encodes 523 amino acids. The record is from RefSeq and is a predicted model, not a curated record. Gene Ontology annotation, molecular function: UDP-glycosyltransferase activity.